AUGCAGAACAUGCUGCGUAGGUGCCGUGUGCCAUGCGCACAGGCCCAGCAGGCGCAGAACAUGGUCGGUGUAAGAUGCGGCCAAUUGGUGGCGCACUCACGCAGCACCAGCUUUGCGGCGCACCAGCGGCGGCACUCGCAGCAGCGCGAGCAGCAGCACGAGCAGCAGCGGCACUGGGCGGCCACCAUCGCGCCCUCGCGGCGGCGAACCACAGUCCGCGCGGCGGCUGUGGACCAGGCGGCGCCCCCAGCCCUCGGGGACCAAGUCUUGUCCCAGCUGCGCCGCAUCAUCGACCCUGAUUUUGGGGAGGACAUCGUGGCCUGCGGCUUUGUGAAGGACAUGGCGAUCGACGCAGAUUCUGGGGCAGUGGCGUUCAAGCUCGAGCUCACCACGCCGGCCUGCCCUGUCAAGGACCAGUUCAAGCGGGAGGCGACGCAGUACGUUCAGGAGCUGCCUUGGGUGACGUCGGUCGAUGUCACCAUCACCAGCCAGCCCAACAAGCCGCUGCUCGCCGCCGACACCGGCCGCCCCGGCGGCCUGCGGGACGUGCGCCACAUCAUCGCCGUCUCCAGCUGCAAGGGCGGCGUGGGCAAGAGCACCACUAGCGUGGGCAUAUUUGACGCCGAUGUGUACGGCCCCAGCCUGCCGACGAUGGUGUCUCCCGAGCUCCGAAUCCUGCGGAUGGACCCCGAGACGCGCGCCAUCACGCCCACUGACUACGAGGGCGUCAAGCUGGUCAGCUUCGGGUUCGCGGGGCAGGGCAGCGCCAUCAUGCGCGGCGCCAUGGUGUCGGGGCUCAUCACACAGAUGCUGACCACUAGCGAGUGGGGUGACCUGGACUACCUGAUCUUGGACUUCCCGCCGGGAACAGGGGACAUCCAGCUCACCCUCUGCCAGACGGUGGCCAUCACGGCAGCGGUCAUCGUCACCACCCCCCAAAAAUUGGCCUUUGUCGACGUGGCCAAGG
Monoraphidium neglectum is the source of this 967-nucleotide messenger RNA. RefSeq names its product putative Protein mrp like protein. Gene Ontology annotation, cellular component: chloroplast stroma. The transcript is spliced from 6 exons. Gene Ontology annotation, biological process: iron-sulfur cluster assembly. The record is from RefSeq and is a predicted model, not a curated record. The annotation marks the transcript as partial. Gene Ontology annotation, molecular function: ATP-dependent FeS chaperone activity; 4 iron, 4 sulfur cluster binding; ATP binding. Lineage: Eukaryota; Viridiplantae; Chlorophyta; Chlorophyceae; Sphaeropleales; Selenastraceae.